Messenger RNA from Galendromus occidentalis (western predatory mite), 19773 nucleotides. RefSeq names its product sallimus (gene sls). The coding region runs from base 1 to 19773 and encodes 6590 amino acids. The record is from RefSeq and is a predicted model, not a curated record. The transcript is spliced from 52 exons. NCBI's taxonomy places the organism in Eukaryota, Metazoa, Arthropoda, Arachnida, Mesostigmata, Phytoseiidae.
AUGGAACCACCUCGAAUCGAGAAUCCGCUCCCGAACGUUUGUAUACGUGCCGGAGAACACCUGAAACUGCAAUGUCAAGUGGCAGGAGCUCGACCGACGCUCGUCUGGCUCCAUAAUUCGAGAAAUCUUGCUGAUGCGAGAGAUGUCCAUAUCAAUUUUUCCGGAGCAACUGGGUUGUGUUCCAUCGAGAUUAGAGAAGUAUUUCCACGACAUGCAGGGAUAUACACUCUCCUAGCUCGGAACGCGGCCGGCGAAACCUACACAUCUUGCAACGUCACCCUAGCCAGUAGACCUCCACCAGAGACGAGUGAUUCAGAACUCACUUCGGAUAUCGAGCUAUCAAAACCUGUCGUUCGCCAAGCGUUGAGGGACCAGAACGUCGCAGCGGGAACCAAGGCUUGUCUCCAGUGUACGAUAAUUGGAGUACCUGAGCCCGAGGUCAUUUGGUAUCAUAACAGCAAGCCGAUCAAAGAAUCGAGGGACUUCAAAUUUUUAUUCGAGGGAGACCGUUGCUCACUCGUCAUUCCCUGCGUUUCGGAAAAGCAUCAGGGUAACUAUCGCUGCAAAGCCCUCAAUCCAGCAGGAGAAGCUUCAUCGAACUGUAAAGUCAAAGUCACAGGCAAUCCUCCGAAAGAAUCCCUCUGUAAUCUGACGCUUCUAGGCUCGACCCCCACGAUGGAAGUCGCGACUGCAGGCCAAAGUCGAUCGCUGAGAAUCAGCCGUAUGUUGAGCGAUCUUCACGCAAGACACGGGGACCAUUUCAAACUCAUAAUCGAAGUAGAGAGCUCGGAACAACCCGAGGUUAUAUGGAGUUUCCAGGGGCGUCCGAUAUUACUAGACACAGACUUCGUCUUCGAUCAGAUUGGUAAAUCCUACAUCCUCGGGAUUCCGAGGUGCACUCUGGAUCACGCUGGGACAUACAGUGUCGAAGUGCGCGAUCCGACUGGCAGUCGUCAUUCGUCGUGUCGAGUCACCGUGGACCCGCCUCCAGAGGACUCGCUCGCUCUGAUUAGAGCCGCUGGCGGAGCUAGCGACGUUGUCUCGACCCAAGUCACGAAAUCAUUCGUUAGCUCGAAGAAGACUAUGCUUAUGCAGAAAGUCUCCGGCUCGAAAACGGAGGUAACGUCAGAGGGUCGAACGGUGCAAUCCGAAGAACACCAAGCUGCGACCACUGAGAAACACGGAUAUGAGAAGAUCGGAGGGAGCGCUCCCCAAGAGUAUCACUCGAAGGAAACAUUCGGUUUCGAUCGAUUGGGCUCGAAUCCGCCUCAGCAUUUCCACACGAAGGAAGUUCGGGACAACAGAAUCGAAGGGACGCAGACCCAAUUGGCUAUCGAAGGCGAGGCUGCGGAAGGCUCACAAGCGUCUGUUCUCCCGGUUACGGAAUUGGCUGCCCAGGCUGUAAAUGUGACCACAAGGGUUUCCGAGCCGCGUCAGGUGUCUGUCCUCCAAAGAUCUGGCUCAGCCCAUAUCGCGCCGAAGUUCACAAAGCCAGUCGCAAGUGUUGCAGUCUUCGAAGGAGAGCCGCUGAAGUUGGAAGGAUUUUUCACCGGCCACCCCGAGCCGAUUGUUAAAUGGUCUCGAGGAAGCACAACCCUGUCGAAUAAAGCUGAGCUCCAGAUCUCGGUGAAGGAAGGCUACACCAGCUUGACUAUUCCGAGAGCCAUGCUGAAAGACUACGCGAGAUAUACGUGCGUUAUCUCGAACGAUGUGGGCAGCUCAUCGAGCGCAGCCGAUGUCGUGGUCCAAACUAAGCGCGAAGCUCCUCAGUUCACGAAACGCUUGGAAGCCAAGGUCUACAAGACUGGAGCGGAUAUAACGCUCGAAGUCGAAGUGAGCGGGCUGCCUCAACCAGACGUCAGAUGGCUCCGAGACGAGAAGGAUUUAAAAACAACCAGCCGUUAUAAAAUCCUCAGCUCUGGCAGCAAGCACACACUCAGCAUGCGCAAUGCGACUGCACUCGACUCUGGGAGGAUCACCGUUCUGGCCACGAACGUGGCAGGUGAGGCGCAGUCGAUCGCAGACAUCUUCGUCGAAGAUGAUGUCCCGUCCGAUGAAGAACGCGAGGUGUCCAUUCGAGAUUAUCAUAUCGAGGAUGAGAAGAAGAUGGAACGUACGUUGUUCAGUGCAUUACUCAGCAAAUCCUACGAGUCAACGAUGGAAACUUGUCAACUAACCAGUCCAGAUCCGCCCUCGUCGACGUCAACAAGCAUGCCCAUCGCGUUCACAACACCCAAUAACACCACAGAGACCUCAGUGACAUCGGUUUCGUGUUACACAAUCCCGGGUCUGUCGAACACUAUCAGGUCCCACUCUGACGCAAAGGUCGAUAUUCUGAGGCCCGCUGACACGCUAAGCUCAUCUUCGGAACUCCGGGAAACGAAGUACACAGUCUCUCCCCGAGCCACGCGAAUCGAAAACCACAGCAACGUGUCAGACUCACGGCAUUCGAUCCAAGAGCAACAGACAGAGUCAUCGGGUGAGACAUGUAUCACGUGCUCUAAGAAAUCAUCCGAUUUCCGGUGUGAUUGCGACGAAUCGAAGAAACACGUCGAAGAGAUCGAAAUCGAAGUCAAAGGUGCGAAGGCGAGCGCGCCGAUCGAGGAGCACAUCCACACUGAAACUAGAGAGACCGUCAAGACCAGUACUGAAAAACGCGUUCUUUCGAAACCCGGUUCCGCCGCGAGGCCCGAUACGGUGAUCCGUAUCAAGCUUUCUCCCUGUCGUUGCUCUAGCGAAUGCACCAAGCGUUCGACUACCUCAGAAGAAACCUCGAGGACGACGGUACACGAUCAGAGUUUGAUAUUGAAGCGCACCAACGACCCUCGCGAUCAGAAAACGCAGACAUUCACCGACGAAAACUUAGAAAUUCACAGAUCAGGGAAAUGUUCGAAUUUUUGGCCGGAGUCUCAGAAGAAUCAAGUGCCGGCAGCUGGUACGAUCAUUCCUCCUGGGAAGGUCGAAGAUUUGACCCGAAAGACGAGUACGACCAUUUCUUCGGAAUCGAAGAUCCUGGAGGAGAAAGUGACGAGUACAGAACGGAGCGCCACUUCUGCAGCUGUCGAUACACUCGUUAAAGAGACAGUCGGUCACACGUCUUGGACACCAACUCCCCCUCUACCGCCCGUGGCGAGUAAGACGAGAGCGAAACCAAGUAGACCAAUUAUAGUUAAAGUGCCCGAAGUAGAGAAGGAAAAACCGUCAGCACCAGCGACAGAACACUCGGAAGAGCCUGUAUAUGCGAAAAUUCGAUCUCAGCCAAAUCACACUGAAAUUCAGACCGCGAAACCGGUGUCAAAGAUUAACACACGUAGUGAAACAGAUAAUCGAAAGUGGUAUGCGAAUGACAUCGAGGAAUCAAAGGUGACCGUUGUGCAAGCCGAGCAUCUGCACCGAGAGAACACCCUGCUCAUCGAGAGGAACGUAACGCCGAAAGUCCCUGCUCUGCCGGCGCCAUCAUCGACACCGCAAGCGAUCGAGCUUACGCCCUCGCCGCUGCCGGCAGAAGUCCCUUCCCGGUCAGAGACUUCGAUUGACGAGCGCAUCGAGAAGCAGGUUCACAAAUCGCAGAAGAUUCUCGCCCGACAGCAGCAGUUCAUCCAGCAGAACGUGACCGAAUCGAUUCGUUUCACACCGACACCGCCUCCUGAUUCACCGAAGCCACGCGUCGAGCUUCCCGUGACGCCAUCUCCCUCGCCAAUUCCACCCGCAGAGCAAGCCCCACCGCGGCCGCCACCGCCAAGAGCGACACCGCCUGCGCCUCGGCUCCGAACUCCAUCACCCCCACCGCGGCCCCCAACGCCCCCAAGGAAGAAAUCUCCGCAGAAACCAUCGGAGAGGGUUUCUGAACCUAAAGUGCCGGAACCUGCGGGGAACUUACCGGCGGUGCGUCCAGAGGUACCAGAGAUGGAACAAAUCGUCCAGCAUCGAGCAAUACAGAGUGUUCAGCAGCAAACCCAGAUCACCAGGAGACAGGAGAUCAAGACGGUGGUCAGCCAUCAGCAGAAGCAGCAAGUGGAAAUGCGGAAGAUCGAGUCGAACUUCCAAGAAGUGCCGCGUCCAAUCAGAACCUCUUCUCCACCGCCAUUCGCCAUUGAGAUGCCGUCAGUCAAGAGCAAGAUCAUGACAGAACGGAAGACGGAGGAGAGGACACAAAUGGUCAAGUUGACACCUCCAACUCCGGCGCUUCCUUAUAGAGCACCGGAACAAUUACCGGAAGGAGCUCCAGUGGAGCCGAAGAUACAGCCUCAGGUCGAAGCGCCUGCUGCCUUGCCUCCAGCGGAACCGAAAAGCUCCGCUCCCCCACAGUUCCGGGAUGAAAUGCUGAGUUUCAGAGAGAUAAGACGCCAGGAAGAGGAGCGAAUCCAGCAGCAUUGUAGGAAAAUCACUCUCAUCGAGCAAAGGGAGAGGCAGACGCAGAGACAAGACAACAUGACCCGAAUCGAAACGGUGUCCUUCGGGAAAGCGCCCGUUCCCAUCGAACCCCCGAAGAUUCAACAGAAACCGAUCGAAUGCAAAAUGGUCACAAAAAUUGUAGAAACUCCGAAGCCCCGGGAUUUCGAGGAGGCUCUGAGCGAGUUCUACAGUGUUUACGACGAGAGCUACAGACGCGUCCGGACAGUCGUUCGGGAUGAUCGCACCCAGUCUCUACCGCCUCAGAAGAUUCCAACGGUUUCGCUCCAGCAGCUGGAUGUUUCCCGUCGAGCACCGCCGCGAAGAUCGCCGGAUCCAAUUUGCCACAUUGAGAGAAGGGACACCCAUCUCCUUCAAGAAAAACGAGACCUUCGAUCAACUUCUCCGGUCUUCCUACAAGAGACCAUAAAGACGAAGCCGAAUGCGCCGUCGCCGACUCCGGUCUGUGCGGUUCAGGAGAUCGAUCUGCUCAGGCGAGAUCCUUCGCCGACGAAAGAUCCGGUCGAUAUCCUGAACUACACAUCUACCAUAACGAGGAAAACCUAUACGCCUGAGCCGGUAAUCAUCAUUGAGAUCCGAGGGUCGUCGCCCCAUGGGACUCCUAAUCGAACCGCAUUCCAGGUGCAAAUGAUUGACUUGCGCGAGACGAGAAGCGUACCUCCGCCAUCGACGACACCCUUGUGCCAAGUCCAGGAAAUCGAUCACAGGGUGACUGGCGUCAAGAGGGUCGAUACCACAGUGCUCGUGGAGAUGACCGAAAGAGAGAAACCACCAAGAGAACUCCAUGUCGAGGAAUGGGGUGGCAAAUACUCAGCCGUCGACAAGGCCAUCCGUAUCGACGAGUCGCAGCGAGUCACUCGUGCUCCGUCCAAGUCGAACAAUGUCCGCAUACUAGAAGACACUUCGCCCUCUGUCGUAAUUCCGCAGAAACUUCAGAAUUCGCUCGUUUCGUCGACAGUUUCAUCCUCGACUUACGCACAGCCAGUGGACUUGUCUCGGAGAUGCCGAAGCGUAGACAGGAAUGUGCUUUUGACAGAGACAAUGCGUCAGAGGAACGAAGCAGUAGAAAUGGUGGAUAAAUCGUGGAUCCACGAGCGUCGCUCGGUUCCGAGGGAGCCCCCACCACCGUCGGCAACUGUGUACAUCGAUCAGCACACAAAAAUCAUAUCCGCACCUCCGACGCUUCCAGCUCAGGCUCUGCCUUCAUUGCCCAUAGUGCACCGCUCCGACAAAAUUUCGACGGUUUCCGUGGACGUUUCCAACGUGUCUCCCGCUUUUCAGUUUCAAGAGAUCCAUCACUCGUCAGGAUCAACGCGACAGCUAUACCAGCUCCAGCGACUACCUCAAGACGACUUGAUGUGCGCCACGUUUAUCCUCAGGAGCCCCUCUACCGAACUCUUCCGGCGAAGAGUUUUGCGCCAAAGCCAGCAGUACCAGCUGUCGAUUACCUCUCAAUGCGUCAGUGCGGGAAGGCGGAACCCUCCGAGCUACAUGAUGAGUCCUCCUGUGUUCACUCGUCAACCUACGGGUGGUCGAUUCAUCGAAGGAAAAGAUGCAAGAUUCGACGCCGUCGUCCGCGGUGAGCCCAUGCCCCAGCUUGUCUGGUCGAGGAGAGGGCUGCCUAUAAGAAACGACCACAAGCGCGAAACCGGUUAUAAUUCCAUUACUGGAGAGACAUAUUUGCUCAUCCGUGCCAUAACUUCCGAUGAUGAUGGAGAGUACACGUGCACGGCGGUGAAUGCUGCAGGAGAAGCCGUCCUGGUAGUAGCGGUCGUGAGAGAUAUAACCGCUGGUCAACAGAUGAUCCAGCAACGGUCCCAAAUGAACACGCUGCAAUCGACACAAGUCCAAUCAGAGGUCCCAGCUCAAGUAGUCAGAUCCUCAUCGACUUUAUUCAGUGAUUCUCAGUUCUACCACAAUGGAUCUGAGCAAGCGUUCCACGUCGACGCGUUCGAAUACAGACUCCUGCGUGAAGAUGAGUUCCGGGAGAGUUUGUUCUCUUCCACCGAUACUACCGAAUACAUCGAGGUUGUUCACAAGUCGAGACCUCUGGCACCGCCCCAGAUCCAGGGUCGGCCGAGGAACUCAAAGCUCAUCUGCGGCUCCGACGCCUCUUUCCAAGUCCGUGUCCCGGGAAACCCUGAUCCAAGGAUAAGCUGGUUCAAGAACGGCCGCCGUAUCAUGUCGUCGACCAGGCAUAUCAUGUCGUACGUCGACGGUAUAGCGACCCUCACGAUUCGUAACUGUCAGUCGGAAGACGCCGGUUACUACACGAUGCUAGCGGAAAACUCGAAGGGUCGAGUUGCGACGUCGGUUCAUCUGGUCAUCGAGGACUUGACGAGGUACCAACAACAGCAGCAACAACAACAAUGGUCACAACACACAACAACGACACAUGUGCAGGCCACCUUCAGCCAGGACAACGCAAACCUAUACCAGGCGCAUACACCGGCGGAGUAUCGCUUACCGACGAAUCAACAGUGGAUCCACGGAGGAACCGAGGAUUCCGAAGCUCUGAAACCCACAUUUGUAAAACUGCCAUGCAACAAAGACGUCACCGAAGGCCAUCAGAUACGGUUCGAUUGCCGAGUGACAGGCCGACCCGCUCCGGAGGUUCUCUGGUUCCGUGAUGGGAGACAGAUAUGCGACGAUAACGCUCACAAGAUUCUAGUCAAUGAGGGCGGAUUGCACGCACUGCAAAUCAAUGAUGCGAAGGUUUCGGACUCCGGGGUUUGGACUUGCGUCGCUCGGAACAAAAGCGGUGAAUGCAAAGCCGAUGCCGUUCUGACAGUUUUCGAGCGAGAGCUGGUUGUACCUCCGAAGUUCGUUGAGCGCUUCCAACACACAACCAUCCAGGAAGGCGAUCCUGUCAGCUUGUACUGUCGAGCAGUCGGCACACCGAUGCCUCAGCUGCUGUGGCUGAAGGAUGGGGAACAGAUUCAUUCAACGCCCCCUCACGUGAUCAUCGAGUCUAGCGAUGGGGUGUCCGCUCUGCAUAUUCAGAACGCGUCUCUGAGCGACGGAGCCUGGUAUCAAUGUACCGCCACGAAUCAGGCCGGUUCCACUGCAACUCGGGCGAGACUCCAUGUCGAGAUGAUCGCGCGCAAACUCACUGAGCCGUGGUCGUUGAAUCUGCCGCCUGCCACGACCGUGAUCGAGCCGGCGAAGCCUCUUCCAUCCGAGACUGUCGUUCUAAAGCACUGGGAGAAGCCGAAAUCUGCCGACGUUCCGAUACGGGAGGAGGCCGCCCCGCAGAAGCCAGCGUUCACGUCUCACAUCCAGGACAUUGUCAUAACGGAAGGCGAGAAGGCCCAUUUUGAGAGCCGCCUCGUUCCUAUCGGAGACCCGACGCUAACGGUGGAGUGGUUCGUCAACGGACGGUCCAUCGAAGCCAGCUCGCGAGUAAUGACGGUCAACCGCUUCGGCUACGUAGCUUUGACCAUGCUGAACGCCUACGCCGAAGACGGAGGCGUUUAUCUUUGCAAAGCGAGAAAUCAGGCUGGUGAAGCGACGAUUUCUGCGUCCCUGAGAGUUCUUCCCCGUCCCGCCUUAGAAACUACUACUAUCAAUACAGAUUCACUGCUAGCCAUCAAACAACUCGAAGAAUAUGAGAGAUUCAAUAAACAAAUGGUCGAGGAAUCUGGACCACAACAGAAACCGACUUUCAUCAAGCCGCUGGAGAACAUCGAGCAGCGUGAGGGCGGUUUUUCAAGAUUCGAGGCUCAAUUGCAGCCGGUCAACGAUCCGACCAUGAGGGUCGAAUGGUUUUUCAACGGAAGACCACUGACAUCAUCGUCGAGGAUCAAUACUACAUUUACCUUUGGCUAUGUCGUCUUGACCAUAUCGUCUCUCCGUUAUGAGGAUUCCGGAGUGUAUAUGAUCAAGGCCACCAACGCCAAAGGAGACGCCCUAUCGACUGCUACCCUCAAGGUGAUCGUCGAAACUCAGACAUCUCAAUACGGCGGCAUGGAGGAAUCGCAGAGAUUCAUCCAGGAAACCCAAUUUCUCGAGAGCCGCAGGGAGACUCAGCAAAGGAAACAAGAAUGGCAGGAACCGGAAGAACUAUCGCAGCCACCCGUUUUCGUCACACAACCGCGAGAUCAGCAAAACGUACAGGAGGGCAAGACUGUACUUUUUGAGGCGCGACUCGAACCCGCGGGUGACUCAUCAAUGCGGAUCGAGUGGUUCAAGGACGGAAGAGCCCUUGAAGCGAGCUCGAGAACCCAAACAAUGUACAGCUUCGGUUACGUGUCUCUUAGAAUUUCGCAAGUUGAAGAGAGAGACUCCGGCGUGUACGUGGUCACAGCCACGAAUAAGUUGGGUUCGACAAGCGCGACAGCGAGCUUGUCUUGCUUCAGUACCAAGACCGAGAUAUAUGACACUAUUCAAAAGCAGCAAGAAAGAGGCCUGGAGAGAAUUCAACAUCUCGAAGAUUACACACGAUACGAUCGAAAGAACGAGGAGGAGAUUUACGCGAUAACUCAACGACCUCAGUUCCUCGACAACCUCAGAGGAGGAGAGGUUUUCAUCGAGGGACAGAGUGCUCAUUUCGAAACGAGAUUGGAGCCCAUGGGAGACCCGUCCAUGGUUGUUGAAUGGUACCACAACGGUAAACCCCUGACUACCGGUCAUCGUUUCAAAACCUAUUCAGAUUUCGGAUACGUGGCAUUGGACAUCCUCCACGUGAACCCGGACGACAGCGGAACGUUCACGGUGGUCGCGAGGAACAGAUCGGGCGAAGCUCGCUUAACGAAGAGCAUCAACGUCGAGCAACAGACUUCGAUCGAUACGACCUCCAUCACUGACAUCUCGUCGGUCGAACGAACGCAGAGAACUGUGCAGCGCGAAGAGAUCGACGACGUGUCGCGCUCGAAGCCCUACUUCACCGUUCCUCUCCGAGACAUCCACAAGCCAAUGAAUGAAGGAGAAAACGUUUUCCUCGAGUGCAAAGUCGAGCCAGCGAACGAUCCCACACUGCGUAUCGAAUGGCUCCACAACGGGAGACCUCUCCCGAGUGCUUCACGAAUCGUCACAAAGAGCGAUUUCGGUCACAUAAUCCUCCAGAUCACCGGACUCACAGAGCAGGACUCCGGUCAGUACACGGUCCGAGCGACGAACCAUCUCGGUACGACGAUCACGUCCUCGUCGAUCAAAGUCAUCGGAAAAUCCGGCGUGGUUUCCGAGAGCCAGUAUCCCGAGGGCCUGGAGAAGAUCCAGAGACUGGAACAGAGACAGCGUCGAAAAGAGGAGGAUUUCACACCAACGUUCGGCCGUCCCGAGUUCAAGAAAGUCCUCCACAACAUCGAGACCGCCGAAGGGAUAAACGUUCAUCUUGAGUGCCGACUCGAACCCGCUCAGGAUCCUUCGUUGCGAGUCGAGUGGUUUAAGAACAAUGCCCCCAUCACCGUCGGUCAUCGGUUCAGACCGGCUCAUGAGUUCGAUUACGUCGCGCUCGAUAUUCUCUCGGCGUACGCGGAGGAUAGCGGGGUCUAUACUUGUCGUGCGAUCAACCGACAGGGCGAGGCAUCGACAUCGAGUGCGGUGAAAGUUAUCGCGACUCAGGAGCUGAUUGUCGACAGCCAGAAUCCCGAAGCUAUGACCCAGAUCGAGUUCCUCGAACGCAAAGGUGUCCGUGAAUCCUACUACGAGGAUCUUCUCAAAACGAAACCGAAAUUCCUCACCGAGCCGAAAGCCUUGUCCCUCAGCGAAGGUCAGACCGCUCACUACGAAUGUCGACUCGAGCCCGUGAACGAUCCGGAUCUGAAAGUCGAAUGGUUCAAGGACGGUCGACCUCUUCCGAUCGGCCACCGUUUCCGACCGUUCCACGAUUUCGGAUACGUCGCUCUGAACAUACUUUCGGUCUCUUCGGUGGACAGCGGUCGCUACACGUGCCAGGCGACAAAUAGUCUCGGAAGCGCUGAAGUGACCACGACACUGAGCGCAACCGAUGGGUCGACGAUCAUCACCACCAGCGAGAACCCGGAGAGCAUCUCCAAGAUCGCGCAGCUCGAAGGACAUCGCUUCGUCCGCGAGGAAUUCACCGACCAGGCGAUCACGACCGCCCCGGUAUUCACCUCGGCGCCGCAGAACGCCACGGUCGUGGAAGGCAAACGAACGCAUUUCGAAUGCCGAUUGAUCCCUGUCGGCGAUCCGAAACUCAAAGUAGAGUGGUUCCACAACGGUCAGCCAGUGAAACAAGGCAGUCGUUUCGUCGAGCUAUUCAACUUCGGCUUCGUCGCGCUCGACAUAAUGACCACCUACGCAGAAGAUUCCGGCGUUUAUACGUGCAAAGCCACGAACGCCCUGGGCGAGGCCGUGGUUUCGUGCUCCCUGAGUUGUUCCGCGCAACAGAGCCUGAUCUUGGACGCCCAACAGCCCGAAUCUCUCGCUCAGAUCCGCCAGUUGGAAGAUCAUUCGCGCCACCAAAGGAAAUCCUACCAUGAAGAGGUCCAGCAGCAGGCGCCGGUGUUCUCCAAUCCGAUGCGUAACGUGAACACGAAGGAAAGCGAGAACGCUCACUUCGAGUGUCGUCUAAACCCGUUGGGCGAUCCUAAAAUGAAAAUCGAGUGGCUGAAGAACGGCAUGCCGCUCGACCAGUCCUCUCGCAUAAGCACCGUCAGCGACUUCGGUUACGUGGCGCUAGACGUCAAGGGAACAAAAGUCGAGGAUUCCGGCACUUACACAUGCCGUGCCGUAAAUGAAAUCGGAGAAGCUGUCUGCUCGGCCCAGCUCGUGGUCGAGGGCGGGAGCUCUCUGAUUCUCGAAUCGCAGCAGCCGGGGAGUCUUCCUGCGAUCCAGCAGCUGGAGCUCGGACGACCGCGCGUGGCCAAGCAGGAAGACGUUGCCUGCAAAUCGGCUCCCCGAUUCGUAACUCAGCUGACCGGACCGAGCCAGGUCACGGAAGGUCAAUCCGCUCACUACGAAUGUCGUCUCGAGCCGUUCCCCGACCCGACGAUGAAGUACGAGUGGCUGCACAACGGCAGAGCCCUCGAGCAGGGCCAUCGAUUCCGAACGAUCACCGACUUCGGUUUCAUCGCGCUGGACAUUCUGUCGGCGCGACCAGCCGACAGUGGCGAAAUUUCGAUACGAGCGUCGAACAAACUGGGACAAGCGGUCUCGCAGGUGAAACUGCAGGUCGCCGCGACCGGCAGCCUCGUGCUCGAGUCGCAACAGCCGGAAUCGCUCGAUGCGAUCCGCCGACUUGAGGGCAGCGUCGGGUAUCAGAGACAGGAGUUCAUCGAGAAACAGGUGAACGAGCGACCGCAGUUCGUUCGCGGACUCUACAACCUCGAGAACCUCGUCGAAGGUCAGAGCGCGCACAUGGAGGCAACCCUGACCCCGACAAGCGACCCAAGCAUGAAAGUCGAGUGGUUCCACAACGGGAUGCCGAUCUCGGUCGGAUCCCGCCAUCGACUGGUCAACGAUUUCGGCUACGUCGCCCUCGAUAUCAACAGCGUACAGCCGCGCGACAGCGGCGUGUACAUGUGUAGAGCCACGAACAAGCUCGGGGAAGCGGUGACGUCCUCGUCGGUCCGGGUAUCCGGCCACGCUAGCAUCAUCACCGAUUCGAACAUAAGCGAGGGCGGUCUUCAACGGUUGCGUACACUCGAUCAGCCGAUCGCCCAGUCUCGGGAAGAGAAGCCCAUCCAGCAAACGAAACCGGUGUUCACCCAGCCGCUGAGCUCGCUCGACAACCUCGUCGACGGUCAACCUAUUCAUCUCGAGUGUCGUCUCGAGCCGACAAACGACCCGAGGCUCAAGGUCGAGUGGUUCGUCAACGGGGUCGAGAUCAAGCAGGGCUCUCGAUUCAGGACGACCAACGAUUUCGGAUACGUAGCCCUUGACAUCCUGCAUUGCUACGGUGAGGACUCCGGGACGUACAUGUGCAAGGCGAGCAACCAGCUCGGAGAGGCCGUGACUACCUGCAACGUGAAAGCAGUGAACCGUCGUGGUCUCAUCCUGGACUCGCAACAUCCAGAAAGUGUGCAGAAAAUCCAAGAGCUCGAGUCGAUCGAAAAAUUCCGCAAGACAGAAAUCGAGGAGAAACCCGUUUCGAAACCCGUUUUCAUCACUGAACUCCGCGGCCACACCCAACUCGUCGAGGGCCAGACGGCCCACAUGGAAUGCCGCGUGGAACCGGCUCACGAUUCGGCGUUGAAGAUCGAAAUUCUCUUCAACGGAAAACCGAUCCCGGCCGCGAACAAAACGCGGGUGACCACCGACUUCGGAUACGUCGCGCUCGAUAUCGCUCACGUGUAUCCCGAAAACAGCGGGCGAUACACCGUGCGCGCGACGAACAAAUUGGGUUCGGCCGAGACAGCUCUCGACGUGCAGGUCAGCGGCAAGUCGUCCGUGCAGCUCGAGAGCUUGAACCCUCAGUCGAUGCAGAGCAUUCGAGAAAUCGAAGGGAAAACCUACAAGACCGAGCACGAGAUCGCCGCGCCGGUAUUCCAACGACCGGAGUUCACGCAACCCCUGACCAACGUCAGCCUCGUCGAGGGACAGGCGUGCAGUCUCCAGGCCCGUCUGAUUCCGGUAGGGGACCCUUCGAUGAAGGUCGAAUGGCUCCUGAACGAUCAGCCCGUGAGCGAGGGCUCACGCAUCCACACCGUCAAGGAUUUCGGCUGCAUGCGUCUGACCAUCGAUUACGUGAGAGCCGAAGACGAAGGCGUGUACACGUGCCGAGCCACGACCUCGCAGGGUCAGGCCGUCACGUCGAGCAACGUCCGCGUCCAGGCCAAGGAACGACUCCAACUACAGUCGCAGCAGCCGCAAAGUCUCGAGGCGAUCCGCAGUCUCGAGGGCGGCAAGGUCGUUCAGUACCGGGAAGUUCCCGAUGCGGUGUUCGAGCGGCCCGUCUACACGCAGCUACUGACCGGACCUUCAGAGGUCAACGAGAACGCCCCCGUCCACAUGGAAUGUCGCUGCACGCCGAUCGGCGAUCCCGACCUGAAGAUCCAGUGGUUCUGUAACGGCAACCUAAUCGAAAACGCUUCCCGCAUGACGUUCGGCAAAGAUUUCGGCUUCAUCACCCUCGACAUACUGUCGGCCCGGGGCGAGGACUCCGGAGUCUACAUGUGCAAGGCCGUCAACAAGGCGGGAGAAGCCAUUACCACGAUGUCGCUCCGAGUGAAAACGAAAGCGUCCGUCCAGGAGGAGGCUCUCCAUCCCGAGGCGUACCGUAUCAUGCAACAGUACGAGUACGAGCUCAGUCGACGAGCCCCCGAAGAACGCACCGAAGUGCCGAUGCCGAGUCCGAUGUUCGUGCAGCAGCUGAACUCGGUCUCGAACGCUGCCGAGGGCCAGUACAUCCGUCUGGAAGGUCGUAUCGAGCCGUCGAAAGAUUCCAAGAUCAAAGUCGAGUGGUUCAAGAACCAGCAGCCGCUCACGCUCGGGUCGAGGAUCAAGGCGACCCACGAUUUCGGUAUGGUCUCCCUGGACAUCAGCAACACACGUCCGGACGAUUCGGGACUGUACGUCUGCCGCGUGUCCAACCAGUCGGGCGAGGCGCUCUCGACCUGCACCAUCAAGGUCGAGGGCAGCGCCGGCCUCCUCCUCGGUUCCCUACAGCCGGAGAGUUUGGAGCGGAUUCGCGAAAUGGAAUCCUACCAGGCCCCCGCCCCUCGCCAAAUCGCCGAGCCCGUGUUCGAGAUGCCGGUUUUCGUGUCGCACAUCAACGAUCUCGAACUCGUCGAGGGACAACACGCUCGCUUCGAAUGCCGGGUGGAGCCGGCCAAGGAUCCCACGCUGAGGAUCGAGGUUCUACAAAAUCAGAAAACGCUCCGCACGGGCUCUCGGAUCACGACGAAGAUCGACUUUGGGCUCGUCACCAUCGACAUCCAGGGCGUGACUUCGAACGACGCCGGCAUCUACGCGGUGCGUGCCAAGAACAGCAAAGGCGAGGCCACGACGACCGCGUCUCUGAAAGUUGUCGACAAGGCCUCUGUCCAAUUGGACACGCUCCAUCCAACCGGAGCUCAGGGUCUAUCGAGCAUUCGGAAAGUCGAAGAUCAGUGGAGUUCCAAGUAUCAGGCGCCGAAGGCGGCGCCGGAGAAAGUUUUCCCGAAGCCUGUGUUCACCGAAGCGCUCAAGCCCCACCUCACCGUCAACGAAGGUCAGGUGGUCGUUCUCGAGUGCCGGGUCGAACCUUCCACCGAUCCCGAUCUCAACGUCGAGGUGUUCUUCAACGGCACGGUGCUCUCCGAAGCGAACCGCUUCCGCUGGACCAACGAGUUCGGGUACAUCAAUCUCACAGUGAGAGAUUUCUGGUCACGCGACUCGGGAGUUUACACCAUCCGCGCGAAGAACAAGGCCGGAGAAGCUUUUACAACCACCACGAUCGAAUGCGUUUCCACAACGAGCGUCGUCGAAACGACACAGCACCCCGAGGGGACGAAAGGACUCGAGUCCAUCCAGUUGCUCGAGGAAUCGAUGAUGAGGACGACCGAGGAAAUCACCGAGGAGAAGGGGCACGCCCCCCAGUUCACGUCCCAGUUCACGAAUCUCACCGAUAUGACCGAAGGCGAAGUCGCCCAUUUCGAAGCAAUGCUCUCGCCGGUCGGAGAUCAGACCAUGAAAGUCGAAUGGCUGUUCAACGGUCGCUCGAUCGAAAUGGGCCAUCGGAUCCGUACGGUCCACGCUUUCGGCGUCGUGCUGCUCGAGAUCCUCGGGGUCGUCGUCGAGGACUCGGGCACCUACACGUGCAAAGCGAAGAACAAGUGGGGUGAGACCGAGAUCAGCGUUCAUCUGAAAUGCAUUGACAAGCAGAAAGGGGAGCGGCCGGUCUUCAAGAAACAGCUCAAGGACGUCACCAAGCUCCGAGAAGGCGAGAGCGUCCACAUGGAAUGCAACGUCACCCCCGUCGGCGAUCCCGACCUGCGGGUGGAAUGGUUCAAAAACGGAAAACCCCUACCGGAAAGCUCGCGAAUAAAGACGCUGUCCGACUUCGGUUUCGUGGUCAUGGAUAUUUCCUAUGUGCAUCACGAGGACUCGGGUGAAUACGUGUGCGUAGCCACGAACAAGUACGGCUCAGAUACCACAAAGUGCACGAUCGACUGCGCGAGUUCCGGAAAAAUUUUCCUCGACUCGCUGCAGCCACGAAGCAUGGAGCAGAUCACUCGAAUGGAAGGAAUGAAAUCUCGCUCGGUGACGAGGGUCGAGUCGUCCAUCCAGACGGCGCCGAAGUUCACUUCCCACAUUCAGAACGUCACGAACUUGGUCGAGGGACAGAGCGCUCACUUCGAGUGUCAGCUGACGCCGAUCAACGACCCUGAUCUAAGGAUCGAGUGGUACGUCAACGGCCAAUUGAUGCGUUCGGGACACCGCUUCCGAACCUUCCAUGACUUCGGAGUGGUCGUCCUCGACAUUCUCUAUUGUUACGGAGAGGACUCCGGAGAAUGGGUUUGCAAGGCGACCAACAAGUUCGGCACCGAUGUCACGAGAGCAACGCUCUCGUGUAAAUCGAAAUCAACUCUCGUACUGGAUUCGCAACUUCCGGUCGAGAUGUCCGGUGGUCAGAAGAAACUCACGCAGCUCGAAAGGUCCUUGAUGAGAAGCGUCUCGACAGUUUCCGUGGGCGACGUCCAGGAAGCGCCGGUCUUCACGAAACCCUUGGAGGACCUGACCAAACUCCGCGAAGGGGAGAACGCUCACUUCGAGGCUCGGAUCACACCGACCCACGAUUCCGAUCUGACGGUCGAGUGGUUCAAGGACGAAAAGACGCUCAUGUCGGGAACCCGGAUCCGGACCAUAAACGAUUUCGGCUUCGUCAUCCUGGAAAUUUCCCCCGUCUACCCCGAGGAUUCCGGGACGUACACGUGCAAGGUGCGAAAUCGUUUCGGUGAGGCCGUCAGCAGCUGCUCGAUGUGCUGCGAAGGAAAGCAAGGGAUAAUUUCCGAGAGCCAACUGCCGACAGACAUGAGGAGCGGCAUUCAGAAGAUAGCCCAAAUCGAGGCGUCACGUCUCACGAUGCACCAGACUCGAGUCGAAACACGUGAAGUUCCGAUGGGACCUCCUCAGUUCUUGAGUUCCCCGUCGGAUUUAUCUCUGAACGAAAACGCUCUGGCCCAUUUCGAGUGUCGGGUUGGGCCUGCCAACGACGCGACUCUGCGCGUCGAUUGGUUCCACAACGGCAAGCCGUUGGUCACCGGUUCCCGCGUGAAGAGCAUCUCCGAUUUCGGCUACGUCAUUCUGGAGAUCGCCGGAGUUUUCGAUCGCGACGCGGGCGUCUACACGUGCCGAGCCGUGAACAAAGAGGGCGAAGCGUCGGUGAACUGCCAACUGAGCAUCAAGAGCAAGCAGUCGAUCGUAGUAGAAUCUCAGCUGCCGAAAGGUUUCUCCGGGGAGGGCAUCAAGAUCCUCGAAGAUUCGCGUUUCCAUCAGACGACGAAAGUCCAGGACGACGAACGCAAGGAGGCGCCGAAAUUCGUCACUCAGCUGUCGGCCACCUACGAACGAGUGGAGGGAGACAACGCUCACUUCGAGUGCAAACUCCUUCCGGUCGGAGACGCUUCGAUGAGAGUGGAAUGGUUCGUGAACGGCAAGCCAUUGAUAACCGGCUCCCGGGUGCACACGGUCGACGACUUCGGCUUCGUAGUUCUCGAGAUCGAUUGGCUCUUCCCGCGAGACAGCGGCGAAUACAUGUGCCGAGCGACGAACAAAUGGGGCUCGGACGUCACCAAGUGCAACUUGACUGUCAAAGGAAAGGCUAACAUAAUUCUCGAAUCGCAACUCCCUCAAGGCAUCGAUAUCGGUCGCCUGCGGGAUUUGGAGAACCCACCGAUGCACGAAACUCCGGCGCAAGACAAACCGAUCACGCCGCCACGAUUCGUCACUCAGAUCCAGCCCCAGCAUUCUCUGAAAGAGGGCGACAGCGCCCAUUUCGAAUGCCGACUCGAACCCACGAACGAUCCGAAAUUACGCGUCGAAUGGUUCCACAACGGCAAGCCGCUCAUCUCGGGUCAUCGGUACAAGACAACGCACGAUUUUGGCUUCGUCGCCCUGGAUAUACUCUACUGCUAUUCAGAGGAUUCCGGCGAGUACAUCGCCCGAGCAUUCAGUGAGCUCGGUGAAGAUUUCACUAAAACUACCCUGGAAUGCAGCGGGAAACCAACGCUGGACUACAGGACCCAACUGCCGAUGACCAUGAAAGACGGUGUGAAGAAAAUCGCCGAGAUGGAGAUUGUCAAACAGAAAACCGAGAGUAUCAUCGAACAAGCACCGGAGAGGCUUGCACCGAUUUUCGUGAUGAAACCCGAACCGCAAGUUGUCAAUGAGGGCGAUUGGGCUAAAUUCCAAUGUCGAGUGAUCGGACACCCGAAACCUCGGCUGAUCUGGGUGUUGAAUGGAAACACUGUAGUAAAUGGUUCCCGAUGCAAGUUGACGUAUGACGGAAUUUACCACCUUGACAUACCCAAAAGCCGACAAUACGAUGCUGGAAAGAUCGAAGUUUUUGCGCGAAACGCCGAGGGCGAAGCCUAUUGUUCCACAACAUUAGAGGUGCGUCAGCAUCAGAGCGAUUAUCGCGCGGUGCUUAAGCAGUCUCCGAACCCGUGGUACGAUCGGGACAUCCACAGCUACCAAGUAGACCGACAAAAGAAGGAAGAGAAGCGUGUGUUCGAAGAAGUGCUUCCGGGUGGUCAGGAAGUCGAUAUUUGGAAAACUGAGAGAACAUCUCACGGUGAGAAACAACAGAUUAAACAACAUCUGACCUCCGAAGAACUGGACAAGAUGCAUUCGGCAACUGUCACGACUAAAUCGUCGACCAUGGAGGAGAAGAGCGCCACUAUCCAGCAUCUCAGCAAUCAGCAGCGAAUCAUCCAACAGCAGCAGCAGUUACGCCAGAACUUCCUUCUGCAAAGACAACAAGAGCAGCAGCAGCAACAAAAACAGUCCCAACAUCUCAGACAGCAGACUCAACGAGUGUCUACCGAAACGGGACAGUCCACAGCUUCCACCGUUCAAGGAAAAGAAGUCACGCAAACGGUGCAACAGCAAACCCAGAAGCAAUAUCAGGGAGAUGUUGAGGUCCACAAACGGAAGCAAGUCACCGAGACGGUCGAACAGGGUCACAAAGGUGUCACGGAAGAACGGAUCGUGCCGGGACCGGUCAAGCCUAGCGUACCCCCGCAGUUCUCGAAGAAGAUUCAGCCCUGUCGAUCGGUUGAGGGAGAGAGCGCUCAGUUCGUUUGUGAGUUCACCGGUGAACCCGCACCGGAAAUCACCUGGUACAGGGAGAACUUCACGAUCAAAAAUUCCAAAGACUUCCAGAUCGUGACAACCUCGACCAAAUCCACGUUGACCAUCCGGGAAGUUUACGUUGAAGACAGUGGAGUUUUCUCCGUGAAGGCUGAAAAUGUGGGCGGUACCGCUAAGACCUCGGCGAACCUCGUGGUCGAGGAACGACCGGAGGCAGGAGCCGGGGUCGUACCUCCAAACUUCACGAAAACCAUUCAAUCCCAGAGAAGCAAACAGGGAAUGAACAUCAAGCUCUCAGGAUGUAUAUCGGGUGGCAGACCCAUGGACAUCUAUUGGCUCCGAAGCGGACAGAAGAUCACGGAAGAUGCGACGCAUAAAAUCCACGAAGACGCCGACAUGUGUACCCUGGUCGUUCUGAACGCCACGCCCGAGGAUUCGGGCAACUAUGAAUGCGUUGCCAUGAACAAAGCCGGUGAAGCUCGCUGCAUUGCUCAGAUUGUCGUAGAGCCCACUGCCAGUGGUGCCCGUUCUGUUUCGCAACCGCAGUUGCAGCAGAGUGUUGAUACGUCAGCCAAAGGACCCCAGGUCAGCGAAGGCAUCAAGGACGUCACUGUCAAACAAGGUCAACCUGUGACCUUCCGCUGUCGGAUUCCAGCAUCGCCGACCGCUCAAGUGAGGUGGUAUCGAGGGGACAAUCUCAUCAAGCAAUCGCGUUACUACAAAAUCUCCGGCGAGAACCACAACUACACGCUGAAGAUUUUGGAGGCUUUCCCCGAAGACGAAGGGGUAUACAGAUGCGAGGCCACCAACCGAGCUGGAACCGCCUCGACGACGGCCAACCUAAAAGUCAUCGUUUCCGAUGGGACCGAGAGACCACCCGUGCUGGGGUCUCUGUCUGACCUCUCCGUCGACGAAGGCCAACCCGCCACAUUCUCCCUGCCUGUGGAAGGCCAUCCUAGACCGAAGGUCGCCUGGUAUCAAGGUGGUCAGGUUGUGCGUCCCACGAGGGAUUUCCAGAUCACACAAACUGACGACAGUUGCUCCCUGGUGAUAAAGCGUGCCCUACCCGCUGACGCAGGCACUUAUACGUGUCGGGCAACUAACGCAGGGGGACAGGCGGAAGCAUCCGCUAAACUCACAGUGACGCGUAAGGGUCCGAAGUAA